ACCAGUACAGACCCUGAUCUCACCAACAGCACCAGUUAAACCAGUUCCUGCUCCAGUGCGGAUCAGCAGAGAGACAGUGGAGCUGAUGGGGGAGUCUGAGGUUUGGGUUUUGCUGGUUUUUGGGGUUUUUCUCCCGAGUUAUGGAGUUUCAGAGCCGCCAGUGGUUUCUAUGUUUAUCGACUCUCCUCCACCUGGACCGAACCUGCAGAGCCUGACCUGCGUGGCCACAGGCUUCUACCCCAAAUCCCUGAAGAUGAUUCUGAGGAUAUCUGGUGCUCCAAUAUCUGAAGAUCAGAUAAAAUCCACUGGAGUCAGACCCAGCGGUGAUGGAACCUACAAUCUGAGCAAGACCCUGGAGGUUCUGGAGAACGAGAAGCUGAAUGAAUACGACUGUUACGUGACUCACAGCUCCCUCAAAGAACCAAUCAUUGUACAUUUAGGUGUGCACUGGGUGUUUUGGCUGCUGCUCAGUGUAGGUUUGCUGAUUGGGAUCAUUGUACUCGUGUGUUGUUGUCUUUGUGUUGAAAACAGAAAAGACGCCUCUGCUAUCUUCGUGUGUUCUGAUCUGAUUUGUUCCUGUUUGUCUUUGUGUGACUCAGUGUAAAAAAUCAAUGUUCUGUAAUCCGGUAUAAUCUGAUCGCUCUUUAUUCAUUAUGUUGUGUUAAUAGUGCUGCAUACAGUGAAAUAGUGAAAGAAUCGUUCACUUUGUGGCACAAAUCCUCUUUUAACUCCUAGUUU
Astyanax mexicanus (Mexican tetra) is the source of this 738-nucleotide messenger RNA. RefSeq names its product T-cell surface glycoprotein CD1e, membrane-associated-like. Lineage: Eukaryota; Metazoa; Chordata; Actinopteri; Characiformes; Acestrorhamphidae. Bases 86 to 604 code for a protein of 172 amino acids. Gene Ontology annotation, cellular component: external side of plasma membrane. The record is from RefSeq and is a predicted model, not a curated record. The transcript has 3 exons. Gene Ontology annotation, biological process: immune response.